GACCGACCGACAGACAGACAGACCGAGCCCCGUCGUCCGCGGGGGAAGAGGUGAACGUAAUCAUAGGGCACUGCAACGAUGGAGUCCAUGCUUAAUAAACUAAAGAGCACUGUUACGAAAGUAACAGCUGAUGUCACCAGUGCAGUGAUGGGGAAUCCUGUCACCAGGGAGUUUGAUGUUGGUCGGCAUAUCGCCAGUGGUGGCAACGGAUUAGCCUGGAAGAUUUUUAAUGGCACAAAAAAGUCAACAAAACAGGAAGUGGCUGUUUUCGUCUUUGAUAAAAAGCUAAUUGACAAGUAUCAAAAAUUUGAAAAAGAUCAGAUUAUUGAUUCUUUAAAACGAGGAGUCCAACAAUUAACCCGACUUCGACACCCUCGACUUCUCACUGUUCAGCAUCCUUUAGAAGAAUCCAGAGAUUGUUUGGCAUUUUGUACAGAACCAGUGUUUGCAAGUUUAGCCAACGUACUAGGGAAUUGGGACAAUCUACCUUCAACGGUGUGUCCUGAUAUUAAAGAGUACCAACUUUAUGAUGUGGAGACCAAAUAUGGUUUGCUUCAGGUUUCUGAAGGUUUGUCCUUUUUACACAGCAGUGUGAAAAUGGUUCAUGGAAAUCUUACUCCUGAAAAUCUGAUUUUAAACAAAAGUGGAGCGUGGAAAAUUAUGGGGUUUGAUUUUUGUAUUCCAUCAACAAAUCCUUCUGAACAAGAGCCCAAGUUCCCUUGUAAAGAGUGGGAUCCAAAUUUACCGUCAUUAUGUCUUCCAAAUCCUGAAUAUUUGGCCCCAGAGUACAUACUUUCCGUGAGCUGUGAGACUGCCAGUGAUAUGUACUCUCUAGGAGCUGUUGUGUAUGCUGUGUUUAAUAAAGGAAAACCUAUCUUUGAAGUCAACAAGCAAGAUAUAUAUAAGAGUUUCAGUAGACAGUUGGAUCAGCUGAGUCGUUUAGGAUCCAGUUCACUUUUGAAUAUACCGGAGGAAGUCCGUGAACAUGUAAAGUUACUGCUAAAUGUAACUCCAACUGUCAGACCAGAUGCCGAUCAAAUGACAAAAAUUCCUUUCUUUGAUGAUGUUGGGGCAGUCACCUUACAAUAUUUUGAUUCCUUAUUCCAAAGAGACAAUCUUCAGAAGUCACAAUUUUUUAAGGGACUGCCGAAAAUUCUACCAAAAUUACCCAAGCGAGUUGUAGUACAAAGAAUUUUGCCUUGCUUGACUUCUGAGUUUGUGAACCCUGACAUGGUACCUUUUGUUUUACCUAAUGUUCUACUUAUUGCUGAAGAAUGCACCAAAGAAGAAUAUGUCAGAUUGAUUCUACCUGAUCUUGGCCCUGUCUUUAAGCAGCAAGAACCAAUCCAGGCUAGCAACAUGAUUUUGUUAAUUUUCCUACAAAAAAUGGAUUUGCUACUAACCAAAACACCGCCUGAUGAAAUAAAAAAUAGCGUUCUUCCAAUGGUUUACAGAGCCUUAGAAGCACCAUCCAUUCAAAUUCAGGAACUCUGCCUGAAUAUCAUUCCAACAUUUGCAAACCUGAUAGAUUAUCCCUCUAUGAAAAAUUCUUUGAUUCCAAGAAUUAAAAAUGCCUGUUUACAGACUUCCUCACUUGCAGUUCGUGUAAAUUCAUUAGUGUGCUUAGGAAAGAUUUUGGAAUACCUGGAUAAAUGGUUUGUGCUUGAUGACAUUCUGCCCUUUCUACAACAGAUACCAUCCAAAGAACCUGCAGUUCUCAUGGGAAUUUUAGGUAUUUACAAGUGUACAUUUACUCACAAGAAGUUGGGAAUCACCAAAGAGCAACUAGCUGGAAAGGUUCUGCCUCAUCUAAUUCCUCUUAGCAUUGAAAACAAUCUUAAUCUCAAUCAGUUCAAUUCUUUCAUUUCGGUCAUAAAAGAAAUGCUUCACAGAUUGGAGUCUGAGCAUAAGACCAAAUUGGAACAAAUUCAUAUCAUGCAAGAACAGCAGAAAUCUUUGAAUAUAGCAAGUCAAAUUAACGUAUCGGAAGAGACAAAAGUCACUAAUUCUGGCAGUCAGAUUGACAAGGUCUUUACCGGUGUGGGGACAGACAUUCUUACUGGUGGAGCAGACAAUAAAGAGAACGGAUUACAGGCCAAACAAAAAAGAGCAUCCCUUACCCUUGAAGAGAAGCAAAAAUUAGCAAAAGACCAAGAGCAAGCACAGAAAUUGAAAAGCCAGCAGCCACUUAAGCCUCAAUCACACACACCUGUUGCUCCAGUCAAGCAGACUAAGGACUUGACAGAGACGUUGAUGGAUAAUAUGUCUUCCUUGACCGGCCUUUCCAUUAGCACCCCUAAAGUUGCUCCCGGCAGUUUCUCUUCAGUUCCUUGCAUGGGAUUUUCUUCACCAGUUGAUAAUGCCAAGAGGAAUUUGACAAAUGGACUAAACGCCAAUAUGAGCUUUCACUCUCCUGGAUUCAACAUGGGGGCUAAUACAAACCAGAAUUUCUUCAGUGGGGCGAGCACAUCCGCCGGAAUCUCCAAGAUGACAAUGGGGACAGCCUCUAAUUUGCCAAACUUCAAUGCUAUGAGUUCUCCAGCUGCGGUUUCCCAGCAGACCCAACAAAGACCCGCAGACAUGUCUGCUUUAGAUAGUCUUUUUGGUCCUCAAAAGCCCAAAAUUAGCAUGAACCAGUUAUCUCAGCAGAAACCAAACCAGUGGCUUAACCAGUUUGCACCUCCUCAAGGGUCCCCGGUUACAGGGAGUUCAGUAAUGGGGACCCAGAUGAACAUGGUUGGGCAGCCUGCGUUUGGUAUACAGGGAAAUCCUUUCUUUAACCCCCAGAACUUCGCUCAGCCAACAAAUACGAUUACCAACAGCAGUUCAGCUAGCAAUGAUUUAAAAGAUAUUUUCGGGUAAGGUCGCAAGUUGUCUUUUAGAAAAAUGGAUUCAAUUUUAAUCAUGGGUAAGCUGAAUUACAUCUUAGUAAGGUUGGUUAGCUGCCUAAUGUCAAGAAAUUUUCCAUCCAGGAACUAAGGUUUUGUAAAAGCGUAACAGCUGCUUCCACGCCAGCCAAGUAGUUGGGUAAAAUCCUUUCUUUGACUUUUCUCAGGCGUUCAUUGCAGUCUUUUUAUUCUGCAGCACCAUUUUCUUGCUUCCUUUUCGGGUCUUUUAAGAGCUUGGCCCUUACCAUUCUGAUUGAAAAAGAGGAACACCAUUAAAUGUAUAUAUGUUGUUCAAAAUUUGUAUCACUACUUUUUCUUUGUGUUGCUUUGUAUCAUAAAUUGAUCAAAAAUGUAUUGGUGGUGGUGACUGCCCUUUGAGGUAGUACAGGCUUUUUGCACAAGUACUUUUAAAUUUCAAUUGGUUAUUUGUUUUGUCCAGACACUAUAGUUUUUCUGUUAAAUUGGAAUGACUCAAAGGUAGCUUUUAUGAAAUAUGUGAAAUCAUCCAUUAGCUUCUUCUGGUUAUUAGCUUAUCCCGGUUUUAUCAGCUAAACUAUAUUUAUCGGGAGGAACUAUAAAUGAAAACUAGUAUUUAAUUCACAGUGCUUUUUAUUGGUUCAAACUUUUAUUGGUUAAUAGGUUUGAACAGCUUAAAGACAAAUAACUGUAAAAUGAUUUUUGAUUUGGUCUGCUCAAGUACUGACACUUGUGAUUCACUUCUUGGGGGUCUUUGGGAUCAGAAGAGGAAUACAGACUGAAUUUAGUACCAUGUGCAGUUACUUGAGAAAGAUCUUCCCCUAACUACUAUUUUUCUGUUGUUUUGAAUCCAAACUUUUGUGAAGCUCCGGUCUAUCUGAAAUGAAUUUUCAAAAGCAUCUUUAUAAGAAUUAGAAUGUAUUUGGUGAAUGAUUUUUUGAAGCUUUGCUGUAUUGCUCCAAUUUGAAUAAAGUUUCCUUCUCCAUGAA
Molecule: messenger RNA, 3853 nt
Organism: Tachyglossus aculeatus (Australian echidna)
Lineage: Eukaryota; Metazoa; Chordata; Mammalia; Monotremata; Tachyglossidae
Gene: SCYL2
Product: SCY1 like pseudokinase 2
Exons: 19
Coding region: 79-2862 (927 amino acids)
Biological process (GO): protein phosphorylation
Molecular function (GO): ATP binding; protein kinase activity
Source: RefSeq, a predicted model, not a curated record